CUCAUUAUUCACUUGAUUGAAGCUUUUUUGUCAAACGAAACUCUCCUCUUGGAUUUUCAAAUUAUGAGUAGAAAUCAGAAUUUUCUAGAGAAGACCGCAAACCAUAUCAAGGACGAAAUCGAAAGAUGUAUUAAAAAAUAUAUGAAUUUGGAACAAACCAUUACGUAUAUACAUGAAAAAUACCAUAUUCAUCAUGUUAUCACUAGCGCAACAGUUUGGGAACGUCUUCAAGAAGGUAAUCCAGAUUUCUUCGAAGAAUACUACAAACGAUGCGAAGUUGCUCGUCAAAUAGCUGCAUUCAACGACUUGCUUGCUCAACAAGUAGACCUAAUGCACAAACUUAGAGAAAUUGAGCUUAGUAACGUUGCACCAGUAACACAACUUCAGCAACCUAUUGAUCAAUUUCAUCAUCAUAAUGAUCAAGUUAAUCAUCACCAUCAUCAUCACCAUCAAGAUCAUAUUUAUGAUCAGUGGAUUGCAUCUAAUGAUUUUGCUUAUAUAGAGAACUCAGUCUCUUCUCUCAUUGACGCGUCAUGGAUUGCUGCACCACCACAAUCAAAUAUUUUUAAUUACGGUACUGAUUUUCAAGAUAUGAUGAGUAUAGAGCAAUUCACUAGAGAAUUAGAUCAACAACAACAAAUAUUGCAACUAAAAUCUCAGCAACCAGAACAUCUAACAGAUCAACAAGUAGAAUAUUGUCCUCAGAAGCAUGAUUAUACGACAUUACCUGUGCAACAAGUGCCUGCUCAAUCUCUGGCUUCUUUGAACAGUCUUGAUUUUGCAGGUGAUGGAUUAACCAACAACAACGGCUCAACAGCAACAACAGGGAGUGGUGCAACAAAAGAAAUUCGCAAAAAUAAUCAGUAAUGGUCUAAAUGACCUUUUCUUGUUUCCUUUUUCUUCUUUUGGUCUGUUCCUUUACUUCAGAACACUUAUAUGAAAUAAAGGGAGCUGACAAUAAAGUGUAGAUAGAUAUUACGGGAAUGCAUAUUUUUUCUAGCG
Messenger RNA from Brassica oleracea var. oleracea, 1002 nucleotides. Its product is annotated as protein hunchback. The transcript has 5 exons. Lineage: Eukaryota; Viridiplantae; Streptophyta; Magnoliopsida; Brassicales; Brassicaceae. Bases 64 to 867 code for a protein of 267 amino acids. The record is from RefSeq and is a predicted model, not a curated record.